Vigna umbellata (rice bean) is the source of this 1971-nucleotide messenger RNA. Its product is annotated as L-ascorbate oxidase homolog. Lineage: Eukaryota; Viridiplantae; Streptophyta; Magnoliopsida; Fabales; Fabaceae. The record is from RefSeq and is a predicted model, not a curated record. Gene Ontology annotation, molecular function: oxidoreductase activity; copper ion binding.
GAUUAAGUGGUUGCGAGAUGAGGAGGACAUACAUAUAAGGGAAAGGGUGGUGGGGGUAUGAGACAUCAAGCAACAGUUCUUCUCCUGAUCAGUAAUCAGUAAUAAAUUGUAAAAAAUAAAUAAAGGAUUCGAUGGAGAUGCGAGGCAUAAUUUUUGGGGUCUUGCUGAGUCUGCUGUCGAUGGUGCGGGGUGAAGACCCCUAUAUCAACCAUACAUGGAACGUUACCUAUGGCAUCAUCUCCCCAUUGGGAGUACCCCAGCAAGGCAUUCUCAUCAAUGGCAAAUUCCCAGGACCCAGUAUUAAUACCACCAGCAACAACAAUCUAAUAGUCAAUGUCUUCAAUAAUCUUGACGAGCCUCUUCUUUUUACAUGGAAUGGCAUCCAGCACAGAAAGAAUUCGUGGCAAGAUGGGGUCCUCGGUACAAACUGCCCCAUUCCUCCAGGGAAAAACUUCACCUACCGUAUGCAGGUGAAGGACCAGAUAGGUAGUUUCUUCUACUACCCGAGCACAGCGUUGCACAGGGCAGCUGGUGGUUUUGGGUCGCACCGUAUAAACAGCAGGUUGCUGAUUCCAGUGCCGUACCAUGAUCCCGAGGACGAAUACGACGUUGUGAUCGGUGACUGGUACACAAAGAGCCACACCACUCUGAGGAAGUUCUUGGAUAGCGGUCGCUCCAUUGGGAGGCCUGAAGGUGUUCUAAUCAACGGCAAAACGGCUAAAGGUGAUGGAAGUGACCAGCCAUUGUUCACCAUGAAGCCCGAAAAGACCUACAAAUUCCGAGUAUGCAACGUAGGGAUGAAAUUUUCACUCAACUUCAGGAUCCAAGGUCACCCGUUGACGGUUGUUGAGAUUGAAGGCUCCCACGUGGUACAAAACCAAUACGAGUCUCUGGACGUCCAUAUAGGUGGCUGCUUUUCUGUCCUUGUCACAGCAGACAAGGACCCAAAGGAUUACUACAUGGUGGCUUCCACGCGUUUCAGCAAGACUGUUCUCACAGGAAAAGGCAUCAUCCGUUACACAAAUGGCAAGAGUGGUCCCUCGCCCGACAUCCCGGAGGCUCCAGUCGGCUGGGCUUGGUCUCUCAAUCAAUUCCGUUCCUUCCGCUGGAAUCUCACUGCCAGCGCCGCCAGGCCCAACCCUCAGGGUUCCUACAAAUACGCCAAAAUCGAAAUCACCCGUACCAUCAAGCUCAUCAACUCCGUCAGUAGGGAAAACGGUAAGCUUCGCUAUGCCCUCAAUGGUGUAUCCCACGAAGACCCCGAAACUCCUCUCAAACUAGCUGAAUACUAUGGAGUUGCUGACAAGGUUUUCAAAUAUAAUACUAUCAAAGACGACCCAUCAUCUGACGUUGGAACCACUGUUAAAAUUCAGCCAAAUGUUCUCAGCCUUGACCACCGUAAAUUCAUCGAGGUCAUCUUUGAGAACCAUGAAAAAUCUAUCCAGUCAUAUCACAUAGAUGGUUAUGCGUUCUUCGCAGUCGCCAUAGAGCCUGGCAAAUGGACCCCAGAGAAGAGGAACAGCUACAACCCUCUCGAUGCCAUCAGCAGGCACACAAUUCAGGUCUUCCCAAAAUCUUGGGCCGCCAUCUUGUUAUCAACCGACAACGUUGGAAUGUGGAACUUGAGAUCGAUGAUUACUGAAAAUAUGUAUCUUGGCCAACAGAUGUACUUCAGCAUUAUCAGCCCCGAGCGUUCUCUCAGAGACGAGUACAAUAUUCCAGACAACGCUUUACUUUGCGGUGUUGUUAAGGGUUUGCCAAAGCCCCCACCAUACACCUAAGAAAGACUCCUUCUAUAUAUGCAAUAAAAAGGAGUGUAGAUUAACUAUUGGAGUUGAUCAAUGCCUCAACGCGAUUUGCAAUUCUUUCCAACUUAAUUAUCUACUAGUUCUGGUAAUGUUUUAGCAAAAGCAUAGGCUCAUACCAUUUCAUUUUUUUUAACGGUCACAGUAUUUCUUUCUUAAUAAACUG